CUUUUCCCAAUUCUGACGGAGAAGUUUUUUGUUGUUGUUGUUGCUGCUGCUGAACCUGCUGAACCUGGCGCGUGCUCACCUUCCAUCACAGCUCGUCGUGCCUUUAUCCCAGUGAUCAUUUGCAGUGUGUCAUUUCGUUCUCGUCAGCUGGGGCACACUACUGUACAAGUCUGUUUAAUUCCACAUAGAGAAUUUGACGAGACACCUCGCGUGCCACAAUGGAAACGCAGCAACGACGCCGUUCCUCAAGGACGCCUCGGAGGAGGACGUCGAUUCAAGAAGAUGCUGCGAUGCUAGCAGGAUUGGGAGUGACGCAGGAACUGCAGCGGAAUUUCUCCUUGUUCUCCAUGCUGGGUCUGGCCUUUGCGAUUCUCAAUUCCUGGACCGCCCUCGGAGCCAGUAUGUCUUUGGCCCUGCCGAGUGGAGGUCCGACUGCAGUCAUAUGGGGCCUGUUGGUCGCUGGCAUCUGCAACUUGUGUCUGGCGGCAUCACUCGCCGAGUUUCUAUCUGCGUAUCCGACGGCGGGUGGCCAGUACCACUGGGUGGCCGUCAUCAGCUGGAAGAAAUGGGUGCCAAUACUCUCCUGGAUCACCGGCUGGAUCAACACCGCCGGCUGGGUCGCUUUGACCGCAACAGCAGGGCUAUUGGGAAGUCAACUCAUCUUGGGGGUCAUCUCCCUCACAACACCUUCCUAUGAACCGCACCGCUGGCAUCAAUUUUUGAUCUAUAUCGGUUACAACAUCUUUGCAUUCCUGGUCAAUGCUUUCCUGACCAGGUUGCUCCCGUGGGUCACCAAAACGGCAUUGGUCUGGUCAAUCACCGGCUGGGUGGUCAUUUCCAUUACUGUCCUUGCUUGCGCCUCCCCCAACUAUCAGUCGGGCGAUGUGGUGUAUCGGACUUUCAUCAACGAGACCGGCUGGCCCGAUGGACUCGCAUGGCUUUUGGGCCUGUUGCAAGGUGGUCUGGGUUUGACUGGCUUCGAUGCCGUCAGCCACUGUAUCGAAGAGUUGAACAACCCAGUGGUUGAAGGGCCGCGCAUUAUGAUUGCAUGUGUGCUGAUCGGUGUCGUCACUGGAUUCGUCUACCUCAGCGUUCUCCUUUUCGUCUCCAAGGACCUCGAUGCUGUGAUUUCCUCCACAGCUGGUCCCAUGUUGCAGAUCUUUUACGAUGCCACGGGCAACAAAGCGGGCUCUAUUUGUCUGUUAAUGUUCCCCUUGGUCUGUUUGUUGUUCGCUGGCGUCAGUAUCAUGACAACAAGCAGCCGAAUGGUGUAUGCAUUUGCUCGAGACCGUGGACUACCAGCUUCCAGAUUCUUUGCCAAAGUCGACAAGCGGCUCGACGUGCCCAUGAAUGCUCUUUGGUUAACUCUCAUUCUGGUGACCAUCUUUGGCUGCAUUUUCCUGGGCUCCAGCAGUGCAUUCAACGCUAUCAUCUCGGCCUCUGUAGUGGCCCUUGGGAUCACCUAUGCCAUUCCACCAUCCAUAAAUUGUCUACGAGGCAGGAAAAUGCUACCGGAGUCGCGUCCUUUCGUCCUGCCCAACUGGUUGGGUUGGACGUGUAAUUUGAUUGGCAUUGCCUACGCCAUUUUGACGACAGUACUGUUCAUGUUCCCUCCAGACCUGCCCGUGACCGGCAGCAAUAUGAAUUACUGUGUGGUGGCAUUUGCGAUUGUCCUCAUCGUUUCCGUCAUCCAGUGGUUUGUUGACGGGCGAAAGAAUUAUACCGGACCGCAGAUUGACGUCGAUGCGCUCAAAAGUGGUGAGGUUGUUGGCAUGGCCCCCGAGGACAGUAACAGCGGCCUGAGACCUAGUGCAGACACUUUGAAGGGUGACAAAAUUGAUAGAGAUUUGCCUUAAACAGGAUGUGCUCCAGCCAAGGGGAAGACCAUGUCCAUCUCAGCAAGAUUCAAUACAUUUAUCAAUGGCUUGCCACGGACUGAAAGAGCAAUACUUGGGACCCCUCGGUUAGGUGCGAAUAAAAUCUGCGCAGAGGCUUGGUGCG
Messenger RNA from Exophiala oligosperma, 2001 nucleotides. RefSeq lists its product as uncharacterized. Gene Ontology annotation, cellular component: membrane. The transcript has 6 exons. Gene Ontology annotation, biological process: transmembrane transport; amino acid transport. The record is from RefSeq and is a predicted model, not a curated record. The coding region runs from base 219 to 1856 and encodes 545 amino acids. Gene Ontology annotation, molecular function: transmembrane transporter activity. NCBI's taxonomy places the organism in Eukaryota, Fungi, Ascomycota, Eurotiomycetes, Chaetothyriales, Herpotrichiellaceae.